Messenger RNA from Colletotrichum truncatum, 1137 nucleotides. Its product is annotated as FAD dependent oxidoreductase. The record is from RefSeq and is a predicted model, not a curated record. Gene Ontology annotation, cellular component: cytosol; cytoplasm. Gene Ontology annotation, biological process: secondary metabolic process. Lineage: Eukaryota; Fungi; Ascomycota; Sordariomycetes; Glomerellales; Glomerellaceae. Gene Ontology annotation, molecular function: carboxy-lyase activity; hydrolase activity.
AUGAGUCGGCUCAUGAUGAAGCAGAUGUUAUUUGCUACCUGCUCUUUAUCGACCUUUGUCGCCUUGGCGACAUCGGCGGCCUGUUCCACAGCCAAAAUAGAUACCCACGUCCAUUAUCUGCCCGAUUUCUAUGCACAAGCUUUGAGAGAUGCGGGUCACAUUCCAGGCCCGGACGGCAUGCCAGGCAUUCCGGCGUGGGAUCCAGAAAUACACCUGCAGUUCAUGGCAGAACAGAAUAUCGAGAAGUCUUACCUAUCCAUCUCGAGUCCCGGGGUCUAUCUAUCAGUGCCGUCAAAGGUCGCGACAGCAAAUGCCACCAAAUUAGCCCGACAGGUCAACGAAUACGCGUCCCAGCUCAAAGCCAAAUACCCCCUCAAGUUUGGUUUCUUCGCAUCGCUUCCUCUCCCGGACGUAAAUGCGUCCUUGAAAGAAAUCGAAUACAUUUUUACCAAACUAGAACCGAGACCCGACGGGAUUGUCCUCAUGUCCAACUUUUAUGGAAUGUACCUUGGCGAUCCAGAUCUCGACCCAGUUUACAAUGCUCUCAAUGAACUCAAUGUUACCAUUUUCGAGCACCCUACUACGCCGUGUACCGAGUACAACCACGCCAAGUACAAAAUUGACGGAGAAGCACCGGGAAUCACGCAGAAGGAGUGGCAGGCUCUCAAUAGACCGGUAUCAGCUCGACAAGUAAGAGCUCCCACGCUGGAUUUUACCUUUGAUACAGCGCGAACGUUCGCCGAUUUAUUCUAUUCGAGAAUACCGAGUCGGUUCCCCCAGUUGAGGUGGAUCAUACCCCACGCUGGCGGUGGCCUUAUUCCCACGCUGGACAGGAUUGUUAAUUACACGCCCCCGGAAAUGGAACUUAAUCUGACAGAAGCCGGAAUGAGGGAGACACUUGUGAAGAGUUUCUAUUUUGACUUCGCCGGACCGUGGCCUGUGACGUGGGCGAUUCCCCCGCUACUGCGAUGGGUGACCUACGAAAAGCUGCUCUUUGGGACAGACACACCGUUCACUCCGUAUGCCUUGGGAGCGAGUGGAAGCGUCAAGUUUGACCAGGAUAUUGAGGAAGUGUUUGACGAACCUGCGAAAGCAGGAGCAGUACGCUCAGGUAAUGCUAGAAAACUGUUUGGAUAA